This is a messenger RNA of Aureobasidium pullulans EXF-150, 1013 nucleotides long. RefSeq lists its product as uncharacterized. The transcript has 2 exons. Gene Ontology annotation, biological process: endoplasmic reticulum to Golgi vesicle-mediated transport; intracellular protein transport; Golgi organization. Bases 1 to 663 code for a protein of 220 amino acids. NCBI's taxonomy places the organism in Eukaryota, Fungi, Ascomycota, Dothideomycetes, Dothideales, Saccotheciaceae. The record is from RefSeq and is a predicted model, not a curated record. Gene Ontology annotation, cellular component: COPII-coated ER to Golgi transport vesicle; endoplasmic reticulum-Golgi intermediate compartment; Golgi apparatus.
AUGCUGUUCUCGGUGCUUGCCUUUGCGGCUCUGAUGCUGCCGACCCAGGCCCUCUACUUCUACAUCGACGGCCCCUCCCAAAAGUGCUUCUUUGAGGAGCUCCCCAAGGACACCCUGGUAGUCGGUCACUACACCGCCACACAAUGGAACGAGCAAAGCCGUAAAUACGAAGCCAACCCCGACAUGGGCCUCUACAUCAGCGUCGACGAAAUCUUCGACAAUGACCACCGCAUCGUCUCCCAGCGCGGCAACUCAAAGGGCCGCUUCACCUUCUCCGCCGCCGACUCUGGCGACCACCGCAUCUGCUUCACCCCCACCAACGUCCCCUCUGCCCAAGGCUGGCUCGCAGGCGGCUCCUCGGCCGGAAACAUCAAGCUCGAAGUCGACAUGGCCAUUGGCGAAACCUCCCGCAUCGAGAGCGACGACAAGCACAAGCUCAACGACAUAGUCUCAAAAGUCAAGGACCUGAACGCCAGACUCAGCGAUAUCAGAAAGGAGCAGGUCUUCCAGAGAGAGCGCGAGGCCGAAUUCAGAAACAUGUCUGAGCACACCAAUGCCCGUGUUGUUCGCUGGACUCUUGUUCAGUUGGCAAUCUUGGGUGUCACCUGCGCAUGGCAGCUUUCUCACCUUAGAAACUUCUUCAUCAAGCAGAAGCUUACUUAGAUGAUGUUUUCUCUUCUUCAAAAAAUGCUAAACUUUUUGCUAUCCGUUACGCUUGAUCUUCGAACAGAGUGACAUGUCCAUCAUGCAGGAAUCUAGAACAUCCUACAUCCUUCUUCUUUCACCACAAACCACGCCAAUGAACUUCCAUAUCGCAGCCAAACAAGCUUGCUAGUAAUAAUUGGAAGUAGAAGCAUUCUAAUAUGAGCAACCCCGUUCCCCAAGCUAGAGAGUGUUUUUGCAUUAGCUAUAAGUACAAGCACCCCCCUGCAAACCUACUUCUCCUCCAAACGCAAAGAACACUUUGCAUCAAUCACCAUAAAGGACUACACCGUGAACUUCUGCCUUUUUUU